Molecule: messenger RNA, 2628 nt
Organism: Saccharomycodes ludwigii
Lineage: Eukaryota; Fungi; Ascomycota; Saccharomycetes; Saccharomycodales; Saccharomycodaceae
Gene: ELG1
Product: Elg1p
Exons: 1
Coding region: 1-2628 (875 amino acids)
Cellular component (GO): nucleus
Molecular function (GO): DNA binding
Source: RefSeq, a predicted model, not a curated record
AUGGUUGUCUCAAAAAAAAAGGUGAGAAAUAUAGAUGAUUUGUUUGAACCGAGAGUUAAAAGGACCAAGCCUGAUAAUUUUAUUGAGCAAAAUACACCAUCCGAUGAAAUCUAUGUUUCUAGCACUAGUACCCCAUUGUUUAUCGAAGUAAAUAGUACAGUUGAUGCAGCUAAUACUGUUGUAAACACUACUGAUCUUAACCCUAAUACGCAGGACACAUUGGACCUCGAAUUGUCUUCUCCAUUGAUGAUAGAGGAGAAUGACUUAAUGCCAAAAGAAAAAACAGAACAAAAAUCCAGCCAAACGAAAACAAUAAAAAAUGACAAGACUGGUCCUAUAACAGAUCAGGAAGUCCUUAAAAGUAAUUCCCAUACUAAUAAUGAUCACAAUAAUAAAAUUUCUAUCAAGGAUAUAUUAUCUUGUCAGAAAAAAAGAAAAACUGCAUCCAUUACGAAUGAAAAAGAUAUAAUCGAAAUUUUAGACGAUACUAGUCAAUUUCAGGAUACAAAUGUUUCCAAGUUCAACAGUGAAAACGUCGGAUCUCAUAAGAAAAAAUUAAUUACUUCACUUCUAAAUGGUAAUAAUAGCACAACACUAACCGCAUCUGAAAAACAACAAAAAAAAAUAAAAAUUCAAAAUGCAAAAAAAAAAUUAACGAGUAUAUUAUCGGGGAAUAGUGCCAUAGAGUUCAAGAGAUAUAGUACUGUUUCAAAAGAUGAACGAAUGAAAUUACCGUUAUUCCCCAAAUUACAACAUGUUGGAUACACUUCCCAAAUCUUCGAUUAUAAUGGGAUGAAUAAUGAUUAUUUAACAUUUUUAGACAAAAAAAAAAGUGUAAAAGAAUGUUUGCAAAAAGAUGAAAAUUUUGUUCACAAUACAUUGCCAGACCAGUAUCUGGGAAACAAAGGGUCAACGUCAAGUACAAAUCAUGAAAAAUAUCCCAUUAAUAUAAAACCUGAAUGUUUUGAAAACAUAACUUCGUUAUGGUGUAAUUAUUUUAAACCGGAAAAUGUUAGCGAUUUAUUGAUCCCUAGAAAAUUCGCUGAUCACUUUUUGGAUUAUUUGGAGAAAAGUUUUGAUAAAUUGAAAACUACAAAUACUAGAAAUAAACUGAAAAACAAUUAUAACAACAACAAGACUAACACAACAACCGAAUUUGACGACUUUAUAGUUCCCGAUGAGUUUUUAUAUGAGGAAAUUAAGGAAAGUGGAUGUGAGGGGAGUAUAAUUGAUUAUGUUCCGAUAAUCAUAGUUUACGGUGAAAAUGUAGGGAAAAACGCAUUAAUUAGCACAUGUUUAAAGGACUGUGAUAUUUUUGAAAUAAACAGUGGUAUCAAUCGAGGUAAAAAAGAUAUUACGUCUACAGUUGUAGAGGCAUCAACUUCAUAUUUUCUUAAUCAGGAACAGAUUACCUCCAACACUAAUACUAACUUUGGCAACGACCUCAAUACUUUCACAACCAAUACAGGAAAGCGUAGAGGAGUUAUACUUUUCGAUGAUGUAGAUGUACUAAUAAAAGAGAAUGAUAAAUUUUUUUGGAAUUGUGUAGAAAAAGUUUUAGAAGUUAGCAGGAAACCGGUAAUUUUAACAUGUAGAGAUAUAAAUUAUAUCCCAAUGAACCUCCGGUACUGUUGUGAAUUGGAAAUGGGAUUAUUUGAAAUACCUAAACCAGAUGAUGAACAAUUAAUUAAAUAUUGCCAAUCUUCUUUGAAUAAAAACAACAUAUCACUUCCAAUAGAGGUUAUAACAUAUUUGAACAAAAAAUAUCAUUCUGAUAUCAGAAAAAUUUUUAUGGAAUUACAAUUCAUAUGCAUGGGGAAGCAGUUUACAAUACAGGAACAGCCCGAAAAUUUAAGAGAGAGAAAUGAUGAAGGGUUAAUCAGUUUACAAGACUAUUCUGAGUUCCACAAUAAUCUCUCUUUAACUGAUGUUUUGUCAAAAAAUGUUGAAAAUAAAUCGAAUUUGAGAAAAGCGACAGAGCUUAUACAAUUAUCUAAUGGGCAAGAUCAUUGUAAAAUAAACCCAGACACUUUGAUAUGUUACAUGAAAAGAUACACAGAUUAUAAUAAUAUGAACGCUUUGGAAGAGUAUGAACUAAAUAUUGGAAAAUAUAUUUAUAAAGAAUUGACUAGGCUCAAUUAUAUUGAAGAUUGGCGUGUUCCUGAUAAUUUUGUUCGCAUGUUUGAUAAAUCAAUGUUGUAUUUAAGCAAAAAAGUAACUGAUAGGCAAAAAUUGUCGGAGCAGUACGGAAGGAUUCAGAGAACUAGGUAUUCUAAAAGGAAAAAAUAUGAACUUUUAAGGUAUUUUGGAAGGCACAGCGAAAACUCGGACAGUGACAGGCUUUCUGAAAAUUCAAUGGAUCAAGUUAAAACUGGAAUUCUAAUUGCUCAUCCAGAAAUUAGAGAAUUGAAAACCUUUAUUCUUCCUGCUAUUUUAGAAUUUGCCACAGUAGAUGAAAACUCAAAAAAUAAAAAUAUGCAUCUAUUUACCCAUUUGAAAACUAAAUUCCCCGAAUGGAGUAAAAAUGAAAUUUUUGAGUACUUGUUGGAAAAUAAGCUCCUAGAACCAGUGUGGUUCAAUCAUGACCCCAAAGAUCUACUAAACGUUUAUAUAAAUAGUAAAAAAUAA